GCCAUGUUGCGUUGUUCAUUGCGUGAGGAGCUGUGUCUUCGAAGUAGGACUUGUACGACCAGUGGAUAGGAUUCCUAGGGAAGAGUGGACUAAUUAAGGCGUGUCUUUGAUUAAAUCUGCUGCCUGACAUGAUUUCUACAGCCAGUGGUCCUUAGACUAGGUAACAUGUAAUUGUUGCAGAUCGUCGUGCUAGUCAUCGUCUAUAAGAUAAUGCCUGUGACAGGUGCGAUAAGCACAGAGAACAGACUGUAUAUUAUAAGCCGCGACGGCUCUGGUGAGGCUUACUAUCUCAAACUUAAUCCGGAUGGGUCUGAUGUAGGGAACUACCUAGUACACGCAGAAAAAUGGCCGCUCUGUGAAAACGUCACCGAUUUUGGCGCUGCAGUGAUAGAUGAGGUCUUGUACAUCGUCGGCGGCUACGAUCAGAAAAGUAAAAAAUGCAUGAAAAGAUUGCUGAGGUACGACCCUUCGGACGGCUCAUGGACACAGAAAGCCCCUCUGUUCCUCUCCAGAUGUCAAUGCGCUGUGUCCGUGUGGGACGGACAGCUCUACGUCAGUGGUGGUCGAAAGACGGACGGACAGACAACUGGCACGUGUGAGAUGUACAACCCCGUCACAGACACCUGGACUAAGGCUGGAUUACUGCGCUCCCCCCGGGCUGGCCACGCCACAACUCCCGUGGGCCAGGACUUGUUCUGCAGCGGGGGAAGCCAGAGGGGCGACAUCUGCAAUAAUAUCUGGGUGCACGAAGGUAAAAAGUGGGAGGAGCUUGACAGACAUUAUCCUCAGAAGUUACCCCUGUCAAUCAGCGGUCACGUGAUGGAAGAAGUGGACAAAACCUUAUACAUCGCCGGAGGCGUCCACUCAGAGGAGACGGAUGACGGCCAACCCACUGAGCCUGUCACCAACCGCCGGACCGUAGGGUUUUACCCUCUAGUCCCCACCCUAGAGCAUUCGUCAGAGAUGGAGCUGUUCUCUCCGUGGAUCCAUACCCUACCGGACAUGAACUUUCCCCGCUACAACGCUGCCAGUACAGUGCUCGGUCAUCGCAUUUACGUGUUUGGUGGGUCACGUGUCGAGACGGGAGAAGAGGUGAAAACGUGUGAAUACCUCGACACCAGGGAGCGCAAAUGGUGCGUCGGCCAUAAAUUCAAGAAAGUCAAGUUCUCGAAUGUGUGCUGCGCGAAGAUGAAGGUUACCAUACUGCCGGAGAUACCUGACACGCCCACGGAGUAUAAAUGGGUGCUUUGGUGACAGGACACGCCCACUAAGUAUAAGUGGGUUCUGUGGUGACGGGACACGCCCACUAAGUAUAAAUGGGUUCUGUGGUGACAGGACACGCCCGCGGAGUAUAAGUGGGUUAUGUGGUGACAGGACACGUCCUCCGAGUAUAAAUGGGUUCUGCGGUGACAGGACACGUCCAUCGAGUAUAAGUGGGUUCUGUGGUGACAGGAAACGUCCACCGAGUAUAAGUGGGUUCUGUGGUGACAGGACACGUCCACCGAGUAUAAGUGGGUUAUGUGGUGACAGGACACGUCCUCCGAGUGUAAAUGGGUUCUGCGGUGAC
Liolophura sinensis is the source of this 1567-nucleotide messenger RNA. RefSeq names its product influenza virus NS1A-binding protein homolog A-like. Gene Ontology annotation, molecular function: protein binding. The coding region runs from base 211 to 1254 and encodes 347 amino acids. The record is from RefSeq and is a predicted model, not a curated record. The transcript has 8 exons. NCBI's taxonomy places the organism in Eukaryota, Metazoa, Mollusca, Polyplacophora, Chitonida, Chitonidae.